This is a messenger RNA of Centrocercus urophasianus (Greater sage-grouse), 2738 nucleotides long. It is a transcript of the gene CENPU, whose product is annotated as centromere protein U. The record is from RefSeq and is a predicted model, not a curated record. Bases 162 to 1199 code for a protein of 345 amino acids. The transcript is spliced from 11 exons. Lineage: Eukaryota; Metazoa; Chordata; Aves; Galliformes; Phasianidae. Gene Ontology annotation, cellular component: nucleus.
GGUGCUCGCGGCUGCUUUGAAUCGCGGCGGCGCGGCCGUUGGGCGCUGUGAGGUGAAGCGAGGCCUCUGGCUGCUCGUUUGAAGACGAGGAAAGCGCAUCUGUAUUCAGGGCUGUUCUUCGGUAGCUCUGUAUUCGACUGUAUGUUUAGCGGUUUAGUAAGAUGUCUUCUAAGAAAAGAACGAAGAGAAAUCGUACUGAAGAUGAAUUCAAGGAGCACAAAGGCAGUUCUCAUCCUCGCCGGAAAUUUCUUCUUCCUGAGGAUCCUGAUGUCUCAAGAAUAUCAAAGGUUGCAGGUGUAAACCAACUUGAGGAGCUUUGUGAUUCAUUUGAUCAGCCUUUGCACAGUACUGCUUUAGAUGCUUAUGGAGAGGAGCAGUCAGAAAAUGAAUCAUCUAGUCGUGUUCCAGCUCCACAAAGGACAAAUGUGGAAAGAAGUGAAAAGAUGCACUUGAAGAUGCCUGAGGGCGGCUUUCACAAGUUCAACCAGAGUGGUUCUGUACAUGAGUCCCGUAAGGAGAAUCUGAACGCUCCAAGUGCUACUCGAUCUGAGGUGAAAAAGAAGGGACCUUCAAAGAAGAGCACACCAGGUUCUUCUGUUAGCAGCCCAUCUUCUGUACCUCUUUGGUGUCCCAAUGAGCUGAAAAGAUCAUCCAGAGAUAUCACAGAACUGGAUGUUGUUCUGGCUGAAUUUGAAAAGAUAGCAGCAAACUAUAGACAAAGCAUAGAAUCCAAGGCGUGCAGAAAAGCUAUCAGUGCCUUCUGUUCAGCUUUUGAGGACCAAGUCACUGAUCUUAUAAUAGAAGUCCAGGAACUAAAGAAUAUAAAGAAAAAAAAUGCUAAGGUGGUGGCAGACAUCAACAAGAAAAGGCAGCAACUGAUGCAAGUCAGAGAAAAGCUAAGUAGAACUGAACCACAACUGAUAAAACUACGAAAAGAAUAUGAUGAGGUGGAGGAGAGGAAAUCUUCCUUGAGGCAAGUAGUUCAAUUCCUUGCUGAUUUAAAGGAACUACAGCACGACUACUUGAAUUACAGAGAAGAAAACCCAAGAAAGAAAGUGGCAUACGGAACUUCCAGCUUACCUGCUCUUCUGGUGGAGUCACAGAGAAUUCUACAAGCAGAAAGACACUUUCAGAAUAUUAAUAGGAAACUGGAAUAUGCCCUGGAGGUACAGAGAGGGAAGUUAUCUAAGGAACAUUAAGCUCUUUUAAUAGGCUUUUUGACAAUAAUUGAUCAUUAUUGUAAUGGACUGUGCUUUGCUUGGCGAAUUGUUGUUGGUCUUUGGUGUUUAAAAGAAGUCAGCGACUUCAUCAGAUAGUAUCUUUGUAUGGUAGAAUAGCUUGCCUAAGAACUUAAUUCAGAAUGAAAUAACAAUUCCAGUUAAUACAGUAAAACUUCCUGUACUCUGUCAACAACACUUGUUUUUUUUAAUCCUUGGUUAUUUAAGUGAUGUGAUCUUAAAUAAUAUGUACCUUAAAGAGGGAAUGCACUGACGUUGGAUGAACCAGUGACAGACAAAUCUCUUUAUUAAAUCUGUAUCAGAAAAAAGUAGUUUUCUUCCAUGUCUGGAAGUGAAGAAAUUUACUAUUUGGCUUAUUGGUAGAAGUUGAACAAACAGCUAAGAAAACAGAAAUUGUAAGGCAGUAAGCCUUCAAAGUGCUAAAUGUCUUGAAGCAGCCUUCAUGAGGAGUUUCCAGCCCAGUCUUCUUCAGCCCCUGUGAUCUCUUUACACCCAUUUAAUGUGUUCUCAGGGUUGCUUGUUUUUAGCAGUUACUAGCUUUAUUGUCUAACAGCUCUAGAAAAGUGCUUUUGAACUACGUCACAGUAUCUUUCACUGAAGGCAUGUGAUACCCACGCUGUAUUAAAGCAAGCUUUGUUGCUACUAGUCUGUUUGCUAGCUAAGUCCAUGGUUAGCUGUCUUCUUUGUUACAAGUGUCUUGUUUCCAUGACAAUUCCAAAAGAACUUCAUCAGGAAUUUCUUCUGUGUUGUAACCCAGACUAUCAUCUGCUGCUUCUGCUAGCUCCACAUCUUCAGCGCUUUCUACCAAAUAGGCAUCAUCACUUGCACUGUCCCACUGAGUGUCUUGAGAUGUGUUGUCUUCUCGAGAGGCUGGGCUAUCUGACAGAUCUGCUGGGUUGGAAUGUGAUGUUACUUUUUCUUCUGUGUUCUCAUGUUCAUCUGUUACCUUAUGAUCUUCCUCCUUUUAGAAACAAGAACGUUCUUUAUUCCAUAUUUCUAACUGAACUCUUGCAACUGUUACAUAUAAUGAAUGCUACAGAAAGCUGACCAACAAGUUUCCAAGGAGUUAAUUUAUAGCCACACUACCCCAUGGAAGCCUGUUUUAAUACCAAUAGGAAUGCGUUAGUUUUCAGCAAACUAAAAAUAGUGUAUUGUAUAUAGGUUUUUUGCUAAAGAAGGCUUAGCUUUUAGCAUGUUGAUAAGACAAAACACAUACCUCUAUGAAAAGGGAAGACAAACAUAUCCUAGGUGGCAAUGGAAGACCUAAAAUCAAAGAUAAGGUGUUUAAUUAAAAUUAAGAUUCCAAAGAGUGUUAAAUACAAUGGCUUGGCAAACAAAAUACAUACUUUGUGAUUUGAAGUUUUUUUCCCUGCAGACCGGAUCGUGGCACUUCUGAUACCAAACUUCCUUUUUUAGAUCUACCAGAAUCCUACAAAUGAAAUAAUAAUUUUGGUUUUUACUAACAUUAUGUAAAGGAAAUAAAUAUACACGGCUUUGAAA